AAUUAGCUGCACACUUAUUAUUGUUGCCCUACAGGCUGUAACUAAUUUCUCAUGCUAUGUGUGUGCACAUUUGCAUCAAUUCACCUGUGUACAUUCACGGAUUGACUAUGGUUGACCUAGUGGGGGAGGGGAGGAGGGUUUGGGUAGCUUGCAUGAUGUUAAGCUCAAAUCUCAUUGUCGCCAUUGUGCACCAAAAAAAUUAUGCACAUCCACAACUUGGUAAAGAUAUCUGUUUUACUCCCAUACACCUCUCAAUAUCUUUCCCACAUCAGUUAACUAAGUAUGUAUGCAGCUUCCCAGUACAUCCUUUGGUGGAAGCUCGAAACUCGAUAUCAUUACCUCCAAUUUGCCCAAUUCAGUAUGUUGAGAACACUAUAGUAUGCCAUGAUUAUCAGGAGAUAAAAAUUCAAGAAAGUACACAGGUGCUAGGUAUUGGGGCAAUUCCUCGUUCAAUUCUUGUCAUCUUAAAGGAUGACCUCGUUGAUGUUGUUAAAGNUGGAGGUUUGUGAUAUUGCUGUUCUUGACAUCUCAGCAACAACCAUUGAUCAAGAUGAAUCAAAUGUUAAAAAUAUUCCUUCAAGUAAAGGCUUUAAUUUUGAUAUUGAGGAUGGAGACAAGGUAUUACCAGGUUUCCUUGAUUCAAUAAUUGGAAUUCAUCGAGGUGAAUCAAAGUCUUUUCCUCUUGUAUUUCCUGAAACUUGGAAGCAAGAAAAUCUUCGAGGUGUUCAUGCUCAGUUUAAUGUUGAAUGCGAAGAACUUUUUUACAGAGAUUUGCCAGAACUGGAUGAUUCUAUUGCUGAUAAGCUUCUCCUGGAUUAAGGCCGAUCAAUUUUUUGUAAUAAUAAAUAUUGGUUCUACAGUUAAUAUAUUAUAUAUACUUCAAAUUUGGUUAUAUUCGAAGCCUCAUGGAAAACCUGUGUUUGGGUUAUAAUUUCGAUAUUUUAGCCUUU
Molecule: messenger RNA, 950 nt
Organism: Vigna radiata var. radiata (mung bean)
Lineage: Eukaryota; Viridiplantae; Streptophyta; Magnoliopsida; Fabales; Fabaceae
Product: trigger factor-like protein TIG, Chloroplastic
Exons: 5
Coding region: 472-819 (115 amino acids)
Biological process (GO): protein folding; protein transport
Molecular function (GO): peptidyl-prolyl cis-trans isomerase activity
Source: RefSeq, a predicted model, not a curated record